This is a messenger RNA of Mucor velutinosus, 1029 nucleotides long. RefSeq lists its product as uncharacterized. The coding region runs from base 1 to 1029 and encodes 342 amino acids. The record is from RefSeq and is a predicted model, not a curated record. NCBI's taxonomy places the organism in Eukaryota, Fungi, Mucoromycota, Mucoromycetes, Mucorales, Mucoraceae. The transcript has 4 exons. Gene Ontology annotation, molecular function: cytochrome-b5 reductase activity, acting on NAD(P)H.
AUGCGUUUCGCUACACCUGCAAUGACCGGCGCCAUCCGUGCUGCCGCAUAUAACAACACUUAUCGUAUGGCACAGAAGCAAUCCCUUGGUGGUCUUCGCCAAUAUUCUAGCCACGUCGAAGCAAAGAAGAGCGGCGGAAGUAAGGUCUUGGUAGCAGCACUUGUUGGUGCUGGCGUAGUUGGCGGUCUUGUUUACAAUAAGAGUGAGACUAAGGUUGUUCCUGUUGUAGAGGAAGUCAAGAAGCAAGCCGUUCCUGCCUCUGCUUUCAAUCCCUCUGGCUUCGUCUCUCUCAAGUUGCUCGAAGUUCAACCCGUCUCUCACAAUACCAGUGUGUUCCGUUUUGCUCUUCCAGAGGGCCAUGCUUCUGGUCUCCCUGUCGCUUCUUGUGUUGUUGCCAAGCAUACUCCUGCCGAAGGCAAACCCAUUAUUCGUCCUUAUACUCCUGUUUCUGAGGAAGAGACUGUCGGCCAUGUUGACUUCGUCAUCAAAAAGUAUGACAAUGGUGCUAUGACUCCUAUCAUUCACAACAUGAAGCCAGGAGACACUCUUGAAUUCAAGGGCCCCAUUCCCAAGUUCAACUGGGAACAAGAUCAAAAGAGCAAUGUCGGUAUGAUUGCUGGUGGCACUGGUAUCACUCCUAUGCUGCAAGUUAUCCGUAGAGUCUUCCACGAGAAAUCCAAUGACAAAAAGACCAAAAUCUCAUUGAUUUUCGCUAACCAAACCGAAGAAGACAUUUUGUUGAAGGAUGAGCUGGAUAAGAUCGCCAAGGAACAUCCCGAUCGCUUCAAGGUUGUUUACGCUCUCGAUAAGGCUCCCGAAAACUGGUCUGGUGUCACUGGCUACGUUACCAAGGAGGUUGUUCAAGCCAACUUGCCUGGUCCCAAGGAGGAAGACUCUGUCAUCUUUGUUUGUGGCCCCCCUCUUAUGGUCAAGUCUAUCGCUGGCGCCAGAACCAUGAAGAGCCAAGGCGAGCUUGAAGGUGUUUUGAAGGAAUUAGGUUACUCUCAAGAGAAUGUUUUCAAGUUUUAA